AUGCCCCGACCAACUACGCGCGAGGAAGUCCUCUCCCGACUUCGCAAGACCAUCGACGAUGGCUCUAUCGUCGUUGGAGCUGGUGCAGGUAUUGGCCUCUCAGCCAAAGCCGUCGAACAAGGCGGCUGCGAUCUAAUCCUGAUCUACAACUCGGGACGAUUCCGCAUGGCAGGACGCGGGUCGUUAGCCGGCCUGAUGCCGUACUCCGAUGCGAACAAAGUCGUCGUCGAGAUGGCCAGUGAAGUCCUCCCCGUAGUGGAGCACACGCCCGUCCUCGCCGGCGUCUGUGGCACCGACCCCUUCCGCUCGAUGCCCCAAUUCCUCACCGAACUACAGCGCCUCGGCUUCGUCGGCGUACAGAACUUCCCGACUGUGGGCCUGAUCGAUGGCCAAUUCCGGUUGAAUUUGGAGGAGACGGGUAUGGGCUAUGACAAGGAGGUGGAGAUGAUCGCGACCGCCCACCAACUAGGCCUCGUCACCACGCCGUAUGUGUUCAACGCGGAGGAUGCGGUCAAGAUGGCGCGCGCGGGUGCGGAUGUGGUGGUUGCCCAUGCUGGAUUGACUACGUCUGGUGCUAUUGGUGCGCUGAGCGGGCGCUCACUGGAAGAUUGUGUGGGGUUUGUGCAGGAGAUUCGCGAUGCAGCGGUUGGGGUUAAUCCCGAAAUUCUGGUGUUGUGUCAUGGCGGACCCAUUGCGCGCCCAGCCGAUGCGGAGUUUGUGCUGUCGCGGACCAAGGGGGUGCAUGGGUUCUUUGGGGCGAGUAGCAUGGAGAGAUUGCCAGUGGAGGUUGCCAUUAAGGAAAACGCGGAGGAAUUCAAGAAACUGCGAGUCGGCCCGAACUAA
Molecule: messenger RNA, 843 nt
Organism: Penicillium arizonense
Lineage: Eukaryota; Fungi; Ascomycota; Eurotiomycetes; Eurotiales; Aspergillaceae
Product: TIM-barrel enzyme family protein
Exons: 3
Coding region: 1-843 (280 amino acids)
Molecular function (GO): catalytic activity
Source: RefSeq, a predicted model, not a curated record